Messenger RNA from Thecamonas trahens ATCC 50062, 4044 nucleotides. RefSeq lists its product as uncharacterized. The record is from RefSeq and is a predicted model, not a curated record. The transcript is spliced from 3 exons. NCBI's taxonomy places the organism in Eukaryota, Apusomonadida, Apusomonadidae. Bases 17 to 3970 code for a protein of 1317 amino acids.
ACGCACUCCUCCCCGAAUGUCGUUGCGUGCUUCGCUCGAAGCAGCCUACGCAGCCUCGCUGGCCUUGAGCAAGGCUGUUGAGAGCGCCUCGGUCCAGGACUCGCUCACCUCGACCAAAGAUGCAGCCGGCCAGGUCAAGCUCAUCAAGGCAGCGCUGGAGAAGCUGGCCAGUGUGGCAGACUCUGCAGCCCAGAAAGACUCGUUCGCCAAACUCGGCCAGAUUGUGGCCGACCAGAUGAUGGCGGUUCUGAGUGCCGUCAAAGUGUUCGCUGGAGCCGGCGGUACUGGUGGUGGUGGUGAUGUGCUGGCGCAAGUCGCCCAACUGCAAAAGGUUGUCGAGUCGAUCGGGGCGAACGUUAUGGGCGGUUUCUCGCCCAAGGAGGCGAUCAGAAAGGCGGCCCAGCCACCACCACCGAGCCAGCCACCACCGCCGAGCCAGCCACCACCGCCGAGCCAGCCGCCACCGCCGAGCCAGCCGCCGCCGACGGCGUCGGGUGACUCGGGCCUCACAGCAGACCUGCACGCCGACUUUACCACAAAGUCCAAGGCGACGUACAUGCGGGCCAACGAGAUUGUCAACCUGGUCAAGGCCGGGACGGUCGAGGCUGUCUCGUCGUCUGUGCAGGAGCUGGCGCAGAUGCUCAAGGAUCUCAUGGAGUCGGGCAAGAAUGUGGCGUUUUCGCUCAACGACGAAGACCUUGCGCAGCGGCUUCUCGGCAUGCUCAAGGAGACAUACGCCCAGGCCGUGGCGGUCAUUCAUGCGGUGGCGCCAGCAGCAGAGGCACCAGGCAACGCGUCGCUUGCGCUUGCGCUCUCGACGAACGUCACGUCGAUGACCCAGUCGAUCAAGGCAGUCCUCUCGGCGCUGCCCACACCCAUCGACAGCGGCGGUGCGAGCGGCGCGAGCGGGGCUGGCAACUCGGUUGUCUUGCCGAAGCAAAACUCGCUGGAUCUUGGUAAGAUGAAGUCGGUCAUCACCGAAGUCUCCGACUUGACGCUUGACAUUGAUGGCAUCGCACAGUCGAUCGACGCCGAGCGCGACCCCGAGCGAAAGAACCUGUUCCUCCAGAUCAACGAAGACAUUAAUGCCGGAGUGCAAAAGCUAGUCGAGGCCUCGCGGCAGUGGGCGGGUGACAAGCAGAAUCCUGUCCUCGUCCGCGCCCUCAUUGACGAGGUGUACUCUGUGGAGACCAUUACCAAGAACGCGCUCACGGUGGCGCUCCGCGACACUGUGAUUUCGGAAAUUCGCGACGCUGCCAACGCGGCUGCGUUCUCAGCGACCGUCCAUGCGGCCAACCCGUCGCUGGCAGGCUUCUUGCAGGGCGUUGCCUCACUGACCAAGAUCAUCAUCGAGCUGCUAAGGUCUGUGGCGUCGGACCCGACGUUUGUCGAUGCCCAUGUCUCGGCGGUGAGCACCGCCAUGUCAACGGUGGUGGAGGCCGGCCGAGCGGUUGUUGCCGAGGAGACCAACGCCGAGGCCCGCGACCGGCUCGAGGCUCACACCUCGAGCAUGGAGGCUGCAGUCCAGAUCAUGUCACAGCUGGCGCAGCACUGCGCAGCAAACCCGUCUGAUACGGUCUCGGACCGGACGCUUAACGCCCGCGGUGGCGAGUACGCGGCCGCCAUCCGCGGCCUUGUCGAGGAGGCGACCGGCCGCCGCAAGCGUGACGAGGCCAAGUCCAAGGUCAAGGCCGAGCUGGCCCGAAAAGAAGAGAUGCUCCGCGAGCAGCGCCGUGCCGAGCAGGAGCGCAAGGAGCUCCAGCGCCAGGAGCGUCUGGCCAAGCAAAAGGCCAUCCGCGAGCGUCGGAUCGCCAAGGCACGUGCCGCUGCCGACGCCGCUCGCCUAGCCGCCCUCGCCGCCGUCACCGAGCUCUCCGAUGACGAGGCUGGCAACGAUGCCAAGCCGCAGCCGGGGAGCAGCAACCCUGAACCCACGCCUGCGCCGACCAAGGCGCCGACCAAGGGCAAGGAGACCGCUGCCGGUGGCGACGGGUCCAGCUCAUCGGGCUCAAGCUCGAAUUCGAGCUCCGGCGACGGAUCGGGAUCGUCGAGCUCGGGCUCGGGCUCAAGCUCGGACUCGGGCUCGGACGCCGGCCAUGCGUCGAGCGCAAAGUCGCUGACUGUGUCGGUGACGAACCCAGUCUCGAUGCUCCACAACCGCUCGACCGACGUGGCUAACGCCGACCUCGAAAAGGCUGCCGUCGAGUUCCGCGAGCUUGCCGCCGAGCUCGGCGAUUCGGCUGAGAUCAAGGUCGAGCGGCUCCGCGAUGUGACGAGCGAGAUCAUCGACCUCGCUGCGGCCAUGCAGCAAGACAUUUUUGUGCUCAACGACGUGGCACGCGACGGGAGCGCCAUUGGCGCCGCCGCCAAGUCGCUCUUUCAGUCGUCUGUCACCAUUCGGUCUGCACUCGACGACCUGCCAAAGGGCAAGCUCUGUGCCGAGAUGGUGGUCAUGCACGGGCCGCCACCGGCGCACUGGGUUCCUGCCAUCCGCGAGUCAAUCCAAGAGUCGUACGUCAACCUUGGCUCGCUGCAAGAGGAGCUCGAGUCGCGCAAGGGUGAGCUCGACGCCUUCCUCCGGCUCGAGCUCUCCACCGAGACCGAGUUCCUCACCGAUGCAGUGAUGGCGCUCACCUCGGCGGUGGCGUGGGAGCAGAUCCAGCAUGCGCUGCGGGUUCAUGCCGAGCUUGCCCAGGAUCUGGCCAAGCGCGGCGAAGCCGUCCUAGUCUGCCCGGAGCAGGCCGGCGUGCUCAAGGCACUGGCGCUGCUCGGUGCCAACGUGGCCGAGAUUAUGGGCGCCAUGGCCGAGCUGCCGCAGCACGUGGCCGACGCGGCGUCCGACGGCUCGAUUUACCUGGCUACGCUGUGCAAGGCGACAAACGAGUAUCUGGCGGCGUUUAUGGCCGCCGGCUAUUCGCCGUCGGGCGAGCACGGUGUGUGCCCGUUGGCCAUUGCCGCUGACGUCCGCGAAAUUGCGCUCGAGGUUGUCGAGAUGAUCAAGUCAUCGGCGACGAGCCGCGCGUCGCGGCUGUCCGCAGAGGACCGCGAGACCCAGAUGGCGCGCGGCAUGAACGUGGUCAUGUACAUGCGAGCCGUCAUGGGCCUCCCCCCCAUCGGCACCCUCAUUCGCGACAGCGUCCUCGUCCCAGACGCCGUGGCCGAGAUGGCACCCGGGGCGGCAUUCAUGAAGUUGCCCGCCGAUGACCGCAUCUCGACUCGCAUCGUACUGGGCCUCGGCCGGCAGGUCGGUGACGCGCUCUCUGCGGUGUCAGAGGCGUUGGCGGCCGGCGCGCCGGCGCUUAUGGUUGAGUCGACCCGCAAGGCCGCCCGUGUUGUCGACGCGCUCCUGGCCGAGGCCGAGGCCCAGAGCGGCGUGUCGGACCAGAGCGUGCGGCGGCUGCAGUCGGAGAUGAGCCAGCUUGUCAAGAUGGUGCCGACAGUGGCAGGCGCUGUGGCGAGCAAGUCGGUCGACUCUGCGUCCAAGACGACGCUGGUGGCGGACGUCUCGUCGCUGGCGGCGUGCGUGGCAGCGGUCAUUAUGGACAUGGCCUUCCCUUGCCUCCAGUCGGACGUGCAGAAGUUUGCGUCGCCGCUCUCGGAGCUCGCGACGUCGGCAGCCGAUAAUGAGACGGCAUUCUUCAACGAGAUCUCGUCGCUCGCCAUCCUCAUGGUCACGCUCCUCAAGUCGAUGGGCAAGCGCGACGUCAAGGUGUCGGAGAAGUGGGUCGACGAGGUAGCUACGCUGGUGACCAAGGUCGGCGACCUGGCCAUCAACCCGCCAGCCUCGGCCUCGCCGCGGUUGGUCAACCUGACCAAGCGAGUCUCGCAUGUUGCCGCCACGCUCAUCCCCCUAGUGCGCCGGUACGUGGCCAACAUGUCGUCGCCGUCUAUGGCUUCGACCGCGCCCAUUUGUGCCGCGCUCUGCCAGUUUGUCGAGGCGCUCCGUGAGCUUGUGGAGGUCCACAUGUGAGAGAGACAGAGAGAGAGAGGAAGCACACAGUGUGCGUGUAGCGUGGCAGGAAAAGAACAUUUAGCACAACCAAA